Molecule: messenger RNA, 3002 nt
Organism: Dermacentor andersoni
Lineage: Eukaryota; Metazoa; Arthropoda; Arachnida; Ixodida; Ixodidae
Biological process (GO): protein localization to plasma membrane
Cellular component (GO): apical plasma membrane
Molecular function (GO): protein-membrane adaptor activity; protein binding
Source: RefSeq, a predicted model, not a curated record
CCUUUAUAUAUGCACAGUCGAUGUCAUAUUGCGAAAAAAAAAAAAACUGUUGCUUAAUUCCCUGGAAUCAUCACGUAGUACAUGUUUGAAUGUUUACAUUGCGUACCUGUGUGCCCUAUGCUGUGUAUUCACGUAUACUUGUGUACAUUUGUUUUCUUGGUUCACUAUUUAUGCUCAAUCAUUGUGUAAUUGUAAUACUUAGGUUACAUGCAAUAACUAAGUAAGCAAGUGAGUUAAUAAAUAGAUAGAUAAAUAAAUAAAUAAAUAAAUAAAUAAAUAAAUAAAUAAAUAAAUAAAUAAAUAAGAUAUAAAGCUAACUAACCAAAUAAAUAAACAGAAUAAAAAAGACGACAGAAGUCGAUUACUCGCUAAGCCCAUCCGGGUGUAUAAAACGACCAGGCUUACGCGCGCUGCUAGAACUGCUAGGUUUGACAUUUCUUGUGAUGUGCGCGGCACUUUCAGAAAUCGCAGGGAAAGAGCACCAAGGUGGGCCUCGUUGCGUUGGACGUCGCACGCAUUUUGGAAAGGACCGCGUUUUCUUUCUCUUUCGGCGAAGUGGCGUCAUGGCGGCCUCGCGCAAGAAAAAGCCGGUCAGCAAUCGCCCGCCAGUGACGGGCACGCCUUCCGAAACACUGACGCCAACCGAAGUUGUUCGCGGGCUUCGCCUCUGCUAUCUUUACAAAUGGGCGAACUUCAAAGGCUACGGCUUCGAGGUAAAAGCCGACAAGAAGGGCCAAGGAUUCGUCAUCGCCAAAGUCGACAUCCAGAGCCCCGCUGAUAUGGGCGGCUUGCGCAACGACGACAGGAUCAUUGAGGUCAACGGGACGUCGGUGAACGGCAAGACGUACCAGGAUGUACUCGGCCACAUCAAUGAGGACCCGACCAAAGUGCAGCUGCUGGUCAUCGAUAAUGAGACGGACCAGGAGUUUGCGAGACGCCACGAGGUGCCGAGCAGAAAGUCUCCCCGUUUGGUGCACAAAGCGGCGCCUGCCGAGAUGCCACGCCCGACUACUGCCCGAGAGCACAAGUCAGGGGGCACCCACAAGGCGCCCGCCCCGCCCAGCGACAAAGUCAUCGCCAUUGAGGAGCUGUCUAGCGGCUCCACACCACCCGUCGAGGUCGGCAAACUAGGGAAGAAGGCGAAGCCCGUCAAACCGAAGUUGGCGGCGAAGGGCGGCGGCACAGCCAAAGCAGCCGAGGUGUCGAAGGCCGAGGCCGAGCUGCUGCAGAAGUUCGUGCGAGCCCGAGUGGCGGAGAGCACCGAGGCCGACUUGGGCAAGGCUGAGGACGACACCGAUCUGGAACCGGCCGACCCAUCCGUGCCCCCCGAGGACACCAAGCCUCCGCCUUCGCUCGAGCGCCGCGGCAUUAACGCGUUCUCGGCGAAUACGACGUCCGCAUUCCCGUCUACGCCACCGUACUCCUCGCCCGAACUCGGCUACUACGGUGGAUUCGCGGACGACGCACCGACAGACUCGGCCGGCUAUUACUGGACCGACGACCAGUACCCCUGGGCUCCUCCCUCGUCGCCCAUGUACGCGCCGCAGUUCAGCGGGCCUUCGUCGCCGCCGUACGCGCAGUCGCCCGCCUACCCGAUGUCGCCGUACGGCGCGCUGUCUCCCAUGUCCGGCGCGGGCGGCUACGCGCCUUACGCGGUUCCGGGAUCGCCGUACUGGCCUCCGCCUAUGAUGACGCCGAUGGUGUCGUACCAGGCACCAUACGGGCCGCUAAUGCCGAUGCCGAGUGCCUACGGCUACCCGUACGUGCUGCCGAGCUAUCCUGACUUCUCGUUCUAUUCGGCCCCUUACCCAAGCUACCCACCGUUCCCGUACGCUGGCGGACCCGAUCCGAGCGACGUACAGGCUGAAGAGGGCGGCGCCGCUCAUGCUGCGCCGCAUCAGGCAGGCUCCGCUCAUCCCGGCCGACGGAGAGAGGCGAAGCCGCGUAAAGAGAAAGCGCAAGAGAAGGCCAAAGCUAAAGGCACGGGCUCGCCUGCGCCACAGGGUCACAAGCCGGACCAAGGGCCGUGACGUGGGGAGCUCUAAGUGCAGUUCUUUUUCCCGUUAUUUCAAAGUCGCCGUACAUGUCCUUCUCGCAACUUACGCGCACGUCGUCUUAUAGGAGAUGCUAUUGAGAACGGCGAGAAAAUGAGGACAUAGAGCUGCUUGCUUGCGUAGAGGUGCAUGGUUCCAUUUUGUGUCAACCGCAUAUAUGUUGUAUUUUUGCGACGUACGCGGUUCAGAUGUUCGGCGUUUCGUGUUUGACUCUCGUCUUCUGAACUCUCUCGCAAGCGCUGUUCACUGGACUGUCUCGAACGAAGACAUAAAGACGAGUGUAGGCGUUCGGAUGACCGGUAAAACGCGUCUGCGGUCUUGCUGGGUCUGAAGAACUGCGACGGUAACCUAAUCAGUAGUAGCGUUAAAAUACAUGAAUGUGCACCGAAUUACAUGUUAGCUAUCCACGGCAAUCUCCACCGGAAAGAUAACGAAUAUUACGUACAAACCGGAAUUUUAUUAGUAGAUAGAAAAUGCUAGCUCGAGAUGAUGGCGCUCGUCCGCGCCUUGCGAGAGCCAAAGUUCACGCCUAAAUGACGUAGGACUCGUAUGUCGAUGACGGGAGGGCAUAUUGCAUAAGCCCGUGGCUAUAACCAUUGUACGAUGCAAGCUUACAGCGAGUCAGUAUAUAUUACAGCACGUAGAAGUCGUCAUCUUCUUUGUCUUUCUUAAAAAAAGGUCGCGUUUAAUAUAGGACAACCUAUAAUAGAUCCCUAUGCACCCACAAGACAAUAGUCGGUGCUUUUGCGCGCUUGAACCUUAAUAGCUAAAGAUACUAGAACUGCAUGCCCUAUGUGCUCAACUACAUGUUUGAUGUGACGCAUAAGUGUUCUGAUCCAGAAAUAUUAGCAAAUAUAAGGCUUUCACCUUACGCAGUCAAGGCGUUCGCGCAGCCUGCCAGAGCAGUUAUGCGAGGGAUUUUGAUUCUUCAUCUCUGAUAAAGCACCA